Molecule: messenger RNA, 2949 nt
Organism: Heterobasidion irregulare TC 32-1
Lineage: Eukaryota; Fungi; Basidiomycota; Agaricomycetes; Russulales; Bondarzewiaceae
Exons: 17
Coding region: 1-2511 (836 amino acids)
Biological process (GO): intracellular signal transduction; peptidyl-serine phosphorylation
Molecular function (GO): protein serine/threonine kinase activity; ATP binding
Source: RefSeq, a predicted model, not a curated record
AUGGCAAACCCAGCUUGGAGACCUCUCCCCACUCCUCCCACAACUCCUCCCCUCAACUAUGCUGUCGCGGCAUCAGACCGCGAGCGCGAACGAUUAUACCCCAAUCAUCAUCCCCACCUCAAUUAUGACCAGCCUCCUACCACCUUGCGUGGAGGAACCCUCCUUCACAAAGGCUUUUACGAUCUGCUCGCCUUUAUUCCGACCCCAUCGCCCUCGCGCUUGCUCUGGGGCGCAGAGCCGAGGGCUCAAGGCGUGGCUGGGCCGAGAUACGAGGAUCUGCCCUCCCGUAACGAUCCACCUCCGAGGCCUCCUGCAUCUGUCAUCACGCCCCCGACCAGUCCCGCGCUCCCAAAGAAGGCCAGGAGGAUCAGCAAGGACAUGGUUUCCAAGCCUAUGGGCUUCGUCCACUUAGUGCAUGCAUCGGACGCCGAUCAGGCCGAGGCUCUUCUCACUCGCUGGGGUCCGGAUGGUCUGGGAAAGUUAGGAGAUCCACGCUGGGCCAAUCCCAUCAAGGACAGAGUACGAGAGAAUAAUCAGGCUCGUGCCGUCAACGAGGUCGUCAACGCCCUCAAGCCCUCGCAGGGCAGUAAGACUGAGAACGGCAAUUCGCCUCUCCGAGUCGUCAACGGCAUCAGCACGCCCACGACAUCGUCGGUGAUGACUACCGCUGCGCGAGAGAACGUCCGAAUCUCUCCCAUUGAUGGUCUCCCAGGCCGCCCAGGAAAUUCUACUAUUCGAUGGGGCGGCGGACUGUCCGCUCACCCAGAGUUGGCCCACGAGGAUGACCCGGCCGCAGUCAGUCACGCUCCUGUCUCUGCACCCCCGCCUAGGACCAUCAACCCGUCCCUGGCCACGCUGGAGAAAGCGGUGUCUACCAGAAUAUAUUUUGAAAACCUUUAUUUCCCCCUCUUCCGCCACCCGCCUUCUCGAGAACAAAGAAGGCUUGCCAUGGAGCGGGACAUGCUGAGCAUGGGCUUCUCAGAAGAUCGAAAAGAGGAGCUUCGCCGUCGCUGGAUCCAGAAUGAAACAGAUUACCUCCGCGAGAAGAGACGCAAGGUCGACGUCAGCGCGUUCAUCAAGUUGAAGACGAUUGGACACGGCGCCUUUGGUGUCGUUUCACUCGUGAAGGAGCGAUCUACUGGCCAACUUUACGCGAUGAAACAGUUGCGUAAGACCGAUAUGCUUCGCAAGGGACAGGAAGGUCACGUACGGGCAGAACGCGACGUUCUCAAGUCUGCGUCCCUAGUCAGCUCUCCGGGGGGAGCAGAGUGGAUCGUCAGGAUGCAUUACAGCUUCCAGGAUCGCGAUAAUCUUUAUCUGGUACUUGAGUAUAUGGGCGGCGGAGACCUUCUCAAUCUACUGAUCGAGCGGGAUGUCUUUCCGGAAGAUUUCACCCGUUUCUACGUCGCGGAGAUGGUUCUGGCGAUUGAGUCUUGUCACAAGCAUGGGUUCAUCCAUCGUGAUAUCAAACCAGACAAUUUUUUGUUCGAUCCUGAGGGCCAUAUCAGGCUGAGCGAUUUUGGACUUGCGACGGAUCUUCACUGGGCACAUGAUACUUCUUAUUAUGAACAACAGAGGCUCCACCUGCUGCGCAAGCACGGUAUCGAUCUAGAAGAUAGCACACUAGGAGAUGGAACGCGUACUAAGCGGUUGGACCGCAAAGACUUCGAUUUGCUUAUGAAGGGCAGUGGUAAUGGCGGUAUCUUUACCUGGAGAGAAAAGAACCGCAGAAAGCUCGCCUACUCCGUGUGUGGUACCAAUUCCUACAUGUCUCCUGAAGUUAUUCGGGGGCAAGGCUAUUCCUAUUCGUGCGACUGGUGGAGUCUAGGUGUCAUCAUGUUCGAGUGUCUGUACGGCUUUCCACCGUUCGUCAGCAAUUCGCGCCACGUAACCAGACAGAAGAUCUUGAACUGGAAACAGUCCCUCCGCUUUCCCUCUCGGCCGCGCGUUUCCCAUGAAGCUGUUGACCUCAUGCAACAGCUCUUGUGCGAGCCCGAAGAUCGCCUGGGCUUUCAAGCCUCACUCGCCGUCACUCGACCCAACUCAACGAUCGUGCAAACGCGACGGAGCGGCCUCAUGGGGGUCUCCGGCUCUGCUGAUGGAGCCGAACUGAUCAAAGCGCACCCGUGGUUCCGCGGCAUUGACUGGGCAAAUAUGCACCGUUAUACUGCACCGUAUCGCCCGGACCUGCGUAAUCCCGCAGACACGAAGCAUUUCGACGACGACAUCCCUGCAGAGCCGCUCGCACCCGCCAACGGAGCUCCGCCGGACGCCACCCGAGAUCCGCUGUUGCGUGACAAAGUGCACGGGGCACAAAUUAUGGACGUGCGCAAGGCACUUGCUUUUGCAGGGUUUACGCACAAGAGCCCGCGCGCUGUCAGUUACGUGCGUGCGGACAAGGCGUUCAACCCUGAGCCUGAUUCUUACGGCGCGGAGGAAGAACCUGAACGCGGACGCUCGACGGUACGCGGGAGCCGCGAAGUUGGGCAGGGACGUGCCAUUUCGAUGUGAUCUUCUAUUGGCAAGUGGACGACCGGCUUCGAAGACGAAUUGUGAUGACAUCUUAUGACGACAGUCCGAAGGAACAGGAACCUGAGGAGUGUGUUGUUAACGCGUGUACGAGUUGUUAGUCGGGUGCAGUCUUUCGGACGCACACACAGAAGUGCCCUGUAUUCUUGCUGCUCCCAUUAUGGUUGUUCGCCUGCUGUUUUCUUGAUUCACCGGGUUCACUUCUUGAGACGCUUUUAAUAUUUUAUAUCUAUAGGACUUAUCCCAUUUAAGCGAUACCAUUUAUUCGAUGCUUUCCUCGACUUGGCCUGUACGGCUCAAGUGUCCUAUUUUUCUAUUGAUUUACCAGAUCAUACCGGUUCCGUCUUAUUCUUUGGGAUUUACAUCCACUCAUAACUGCGGAGAACUCGCUCCUCGAUCAUUUUGGGGGCAUUGGAGCAC